GGCAACACUGUAUUCCGUCUGUUCAUACUGUUCUUACUUGGUAGGAAAGUUGAAAGUUCGGAACUUUUAAUGUCUAUUUUGUCUUGUUCAAUGUUUUUUUCAUAUAUCAAUUAGAAAAUGGUUACAAUAAGAGAUUCUUUACUAGAUCUUAAUUUAAACGACAAUGAAAAAUUAGGUUAUGUGUAUUUAAAUGUGUUCAAGAAUCCCCAUAAAUUACCUAUCAAUGAGAUUCACUUGGAAAGAACUUGGUUUGAUUUGAAAAAAAAUUGUCCAAAUAAUAAUGAAUUUUUGGAAGCACGUCCUGAAGAAAUCAGAAGAAAGCUUCUGGAAAAGAAAACUGAAAUAAUUCCAGCUUUGGAUAAAAGGUGGCUUCCAAAAUGCAUCUUAUACAAAUUUGAGCCAUAUGUAUUCAAUUUAUCAGAGGAUGAAAACGUGGCAUUUAUCACUAAAAAUCUACUCUUCAUUGAAAGCUUGGAAUUUCUGCUGGAAUGUGAUUUUCAUCAGUUUUGGUGUACCAUUUUAUUUGAAACAUCUGCUGCUGUUUCGUUAAGGAGUUUCAUUUUGAAUCCAAUACCAUAUUAUCAAUCUCGAUAUUUAAAAGGCGAAUAUGCUGAAAUCUAUAAAACAGUUUUCAAUAGAUUUCUUCGUGUAUAUAAAAGACUACUAAAUAAUGACAGCGUGGAAUAUAUGCCAGAGAACUAUUGCUAUGAAAAUCUAGUACAGAAAAAGCUUUUAAAUUUACCCGUUGUUAACGUGCUUGCUUUCUUGUAUAAGUUCAGUGAUAUAGAUUUUGUUAAUACUUUAACUACAAUAUACUUCUCAAAUACUUCGCAAUUAGAUUUUCAAAUAAGAGAAGUGGAGGAGCUCAUAAACCACAGUCUGAUGGUUUUGGAAAUGAUAGGUGGACAUGUUUGUGGAUUUGCCAAAGAUGCAGUGAUUGUACCUAUUUCAAUAAAGCCAAGACCUGCACUUUUUGAUUUGUCUUGGAUUUAUUCUGUGGUGAAUUAUCUUUUGAAUACAUUAGCGCUGCUGAAUACACUUUUUGAAUUCUACAAACCUUCCAUUGAAAUGAGUCUGAAUAAAGAACUUCCUUUUAGGAUGCCUUUUAUUUACAUUAGUGUUUAUAAAGAAUUAUACGAACUCUUAGAUAAUAGAGAGGAGUUGAUGUCCCAGAAAGAACUCAGUGAUAAAGUUUUUGACGAGAUAAAUUUGGGACGUUCCGAAUUUGUUGAUGUUUACCAUAUGUUCAUUUCAUAUUGUUUAGAUAAAACACUUGAAUGCAUAGGGGAUCCAAAACAACAGGAACAUCUAGUGGAAACCUAUCUGAGGUUGUUAACCACAGCAUUGGAAGAUGAUUAUUUUAUCUGUGAUUAUAAUAUGAAAUAUAAUGUUGCUAGCCAAAACGAAAUGUUUGAGAGUUGUACAACACUAGAUACAACUAGGACUGAAUUUAUAGUUUCUUGUAUAAACAAAUUUUCUAGACAAAUGAAAAAGUCUACAGUAGAAAGUAUUUUCAAAGAUUUCAAACCUCCUGAAUUGGAACCUGAAGAAGAACCAGUCAUACCAGUACCAUCACACGAUACUGGUAGUUCUAAAGAAAAAGAAAUAGAUAUAAUGAUACAAGAUAUUAUGGACAUGUUUCCACAUCUGGGGGAUGGUUUUAUAUUAAAAUGUCUUGAAAGCUACAACUACAAUUCCAGCGAUGUUAUCAAUGCGAUAUUAGAAGAAAAUCUCCCACCCCACUUGUAUGACAUUCCGUUUGAUUCCAUCAGAAUUCCACCAGAACCUGAACCUGAGAAGCCAGUGUUAGCUUACAAAGGCAAAAAGCCUGGUUAUGACGAUGCCAUGGAGUUAUUGAAUGACAAGAAAGACGUACAAGAGUUCAAAUCUCUCCUUCUGGAAGGAGUGCAGUACACUAAUGACUAUACAUACGAUGAUGAAUAUGAUGAUAGAUAUGAUGAUGACGUACGAAUAAAAGUAGCGGAUAAUCCCCUAGAUGAAGUUCUCACUUUGAAUCCUAAUCGUGAAGACUUAGCUAGUGAUACAAGUUAUUCAUCAGAUGAAGAGUAUGAUGAUAGUGGGAAACCUAUUUCCACAAAUGAAAAUGGAAGAGCUAUUGGAACCCAAGAUCCCAAAUCUAGAAUGAACUUCUGUGAAGAUCCUGCUGUACUUAGAGAACGCAGAGAGGCCAGGUUCAGGGCAAGGGGGCAUCAGCCUCAGAACCCACAAAAGAAACCUGGCGUUGUAGGAAAGCCUAAAGGCCAAGGUCAAGAAAAGGAAGUACUGAAAGCAAGAGAUAAGAAAAACACGCAGAAAUCGUCACGAGCUAAUCAUAGUAGGAAGAGCGGGGCACAGUGGAAACGAACCAGAGGAAUGAUUCCUUCAUGAAAGGAAUUUAUCAGUUACUUUUUGGCAAUUUAUAUGAAAUGUGAUAGGGGCUAAUUUAUUGGAUUUUUCUUUAUUUUUAUUGGUAUUUCCAACCGACAAUAUUUGAGAUUGGGGAAGUUAACACAUAUAAAAUGUCUUUAUUUUCACUCCCUAUGACCCCUGAUCUCAGAAUUUGCAAAGUUAUUUUCCGAUUGGAAACUUCACAGAAACAUGUUGAACUUGUUUCAUUUAGAUUCUUUUAUUUAUAAUAAAUAUAUGAUGUCAUAUUAAACAAGCAUAUUUUGUUA
Molecule: messenger RNA, 2675 nt
Organism: Leptinotarsa decemlineata (Colorado potato beetle)
Lineage: Eukaryota; Metazoa; Arthropoda; Insecta; Coleoptera; Chrysomelidae
Product: activating signal cointegrator 1 complex subunit 2
Biological process (GO): regulation of DNA-templated transcription
Molecular function (GO): ubiquitin binding
Source: RefSeq, a predicted model, not a curated record